GUUGCUAGGCGACGACGGCGGCGGCGAACGAGGCUGGCAUAGGGCGCGCCGCGUAAGGGUUACGCUGAGCCUCGCGCAGGGUUGAGGGCACAUCCAAGAUGGCGGCGGCAGCGGGGCCACUGCGGGGUCUGGUGCGCUGCUCACAGCUGGUGGCGGCCGGGCGCUUCGGCGGACUUCCGCGGCGGCGGUUCCACGGCUCUGCGGCUGCCGCUGCUCAGGUACGGGCGCUCGUGAGGGAGCGGGGACCGAGGCGACCUUCGGGGCAAGGUUAUAGCGGAGCAGUUGCUGCUGCAGCAAAGCAGGGGUCGCAUCCCUUUCUGUAGCCGGACAGAAUUAUUAUGAUAUAUUUGUUUAUACGUCGCCUUCCCGCCGCCCAACUCUCUGCUUUAGCGCUUGAUUUGGAAGGUCCUCUUUCUCCCGGGGGCGCCUUGGCAUCCCAGCCGUGAAGGGCAGAAAAAGGACACUCUGCACCUGCUCAGAGACACUGUUGCCCCUUUUACGACUGCACGUCCUCUUCUUCCCGCCCCGGUAAAUACUAUUGAAGUUACUGGCGAAAGCCUGAGCUCUGGCGUAUCCUCACAUCCUUCCUCUUUAUUGCAGUCAUUAUAAUUAUAACUUAAUAUUUAUACCCCGCCCCGCCCAUCUGGCUGGGUUUCCCCAGCCACUCUGAGCUGAAUAUUAACUGAAUAUUAAAAACAUGAUAAAGCAUCAAACAUUAAAAACUUUCCUAAACAGGGCUGUCUUCGGAUGUCUUUUAAAAUCAGAUUUAUUUCCUUGACAUCUGGUGGGAGGGUGUUCACAGGGCGGGCGCCACUACUGAGAAGGCCCUCUGCCUGGUUUAUUAUUGUUAUUGUAUUUAUUUAUAAUGACGGCUUAGCAUAAAAUUAGAAACAGUUUACAUUACAUGUGGCUCAGGUGUGGGGAUGAGGUUUUGAAGUAGAGAACUGAGUGAGCAUCUUUGGGGCAGGUUUUGAAAUAAUACAUGGGAAAAAGAAGAAAGAAAUGGUGGUGGGAAAGGGGUAUGUAUGUGCUUGUAUUCACAAAUCUCUUUUUCUAGGAAGCUCUGUUGCUGUUUCCAUAUUGUAUCCUUAUCUGUUUAUGAAUUUAAUGUGCACUCGUGUACAAAUUCAGUCUUCCCCGAUCUUGUAACCAUGUUGGUGUAGUGUGCAAAAACGUUAACAUGUCUCAAGGGGCAAAACAACCCAUCAGUUAGCCUUCAGCUUAAAUUUCCUGAAGCCGGUCAUGCAGCUGUCACACAGCGAGCACCCAGAUCCAUGCUCAGAUUAAUCGAUUGCUCAGAGUUCAUUGACGGGUGAGCGCUCUUGAGAGGAGUCACUGCCAGCGAAAGUAGACAAUACUGAGCAAGCACCAGCAGGCAGAAUAGGCCUGCUGGCAUCACUCUGGAGGCAAAGACCAGGCGAUCCCUCGGGGGCUGGACAGAGAGACAUUUCUGGACCAUCCAACCAACAUCCCAUAUGGUGCAACAGAGGUUUUCUUUACAAAUUUCAGUUAAGCAUUGCUACUGCUGACAUAGCCAUGGGCCAUGAAAUUUGUAAAGAAAACAAAGUUUUACAACAAUCUUCCUUGAUCUAUAAGGGAUGACUUUGAUUUGAUAUUUAAAUCGCUUACUGAUCUCUUUUUGCUGACAGCUUAGCCAAAGGAAAUCUACCUGGCUGUUUAGAAUUGUCCUUUAGAAUUGACUUAGUGUCAACAGGUAUCUCAUCUCCAGGAACUGCUGUCAGGAUCUAGCCUGGAGCUCACAAAUAUGCUGUGUCUCUUGGGAACAUCCUAGUCAGACAAAAGGGAGUUCCACAGAAAAUAUGAAUGUGACCCUAACCCUAACCUUUCCCACUCCUUUCGUGAGAUUGUAGGUUAGCCCGAGACAUUCAUUUACUUUCAGCCAUGGAAGUUUCCAACCAACUUUCCUCCUUGAUUAUGGUGCGAUUACUCUAAAGCAAUUUUUUUUAAAAAAUAAUUCAUAUCCUACCUUUCUUCCAAAAAGCUCAAGGUUCCUAAUAACAAAGAGAAAUGGUUUGUGGAUUGUGACCUAAAUAUGUCUUCUCAUUAAUAGGUGACUGUCCGUGAUGCUUUAAACCAGGCUUUGGAUGAGGAGUUAGAGAGGGAUGAGAAGGUUUUCCUGCUGGGGGAGGAAGUUGCCCAGUAUGAUGGGGCAUACAAGGUAAGAAGAUGAUGCAGUAAUUAGAAGGGCAGCAUAAUCUGUCCAUUUCUUAAAAUGUUAUAAAUAGCAAUACCACAACCCUCUUUUUUAAACCUACAGAUUAGCAGAGGACUUUGGAAGAAAUAUGGUGAUAAGAGGAUAAUAGAUACUCCUAUAUCAGAGGUAUGAACUCAUAACACAUUUUAAUUUUUUUCUAUUUUAGUAUUUAAUCCAAAAAAGUGCAAUAAGUCAUCUAGUUUUCAUGAAAUAUAUUUUCAGAUAGUUAUGAUUUAAAUUUUAGUUUUCGUCACACUUUGUUCUUCCUUCCCCCCCAGAUGGGCUUUACUGGAAUUGCUGUAGGAGCUGCCAUGGUAUGUACCUUCCAUAUGUGUAUUUAUAAAAGCAUCUGAAAUACAAAAUAGUGCCAUUAAUUCACUGUUUAAAAAGCAACUUGGGAAUGGCUGUUAACAUGGCUACUUUGUCUUCACAGGCUGGCUUGAGACCUGUUUGUGAAUUCAUGACCUUCAACUUCUCCAUGCAAGCUAUUGAUCAGAUUAUAAACUCAGCUGCCAAAACCUACUACAUGUCUUCAGGUUUGGUACCUGUCCCUAUUGUCUUCAGGGGCCCAAACGGAGCCUCGGCAGGUGUUGCAGCCCAGCAUUCCCAGUGUUUUGCGUCCUGGUAUGGGCACUGCCCUGGACUGAAAGUAGUCAGCCCCUGGAAUUCGGAGGAUGCAAAAGGUCUCCUUAAAGCUGCAAUCCGGGAUAACAAUCCAGGUAAAUGAAGCCAAGAUAUCUGUGCGGGUGUAAUUCUAAAGUGUUAGCUUAUUGGGUUAUUUACCUGCAUUAAACAUUUAAUGCAGGGCUUUGAGUGUCAGAAACAAAUCUAAUUUGUGGCGUCUGCAUCAUGUUGAGCGUCCGAUAUUUAGCUGGGGUAGUGUGCAGUCUUUCAUUCCCUUUCUAAGAGGAGAAGAAAACAGUUUGGGUAUCCUUUCAGAUACUAGAUUAAGGAAACAUUUUUGCUUUUUGGAUGAUUUCCUUUUGCAUUUGUUUUAAGACGCGGGUUGUUCUUAGCUAUAAAGUUGUGUGUUUUGCCUUGGAAACCAUUAUGGCUACAGUGUUGUGUACAAAGGUAGCAAAUGAACAAAAUAAUUCCUCCCUUUUAGAGGAAUUGUUCUUCAAUUAGUGUUCCUUCAAGUAAAGCUAGUGUUCAGCUUGAGCUGAAGUGUGAGCUGCAGAUGUUGCACUUGGAAAUAAAUCUUCAGCUCUCUCCUCCCCCUUCCAAAAAAAAUUAUAUUGUCAUGACCAGGAUCUAAAGAGUUGUGCAGCAAGUUCCAUGGUAACUCUAGAAGUACCUUUCAUAAACAGAAGUCUCCCAUGGAGCAUAUCAAACUACUUUAGAAACUGUGGGGAGUUAAACUUAGAUUGGGCUCAUGUGUGCUGCUGAUGUAAGCCUCAUCAGUUCUUUGGAUCUCAGCCAGUUUAUCAUUGUGCAGGCCAGAACAUACCAAAAUAGCGUACAUUCACUUAAAUGCUAUGUUUUCAGUUUGGUCAGAAUUACGAUUUCAUAGCAGUAGUGGAAGGAAGGGACUUUGUAUGGGUACAACACCCUUAGAGGCGAUUGUAGUAAUAAUAAUAAUAAUAAUAAUAAUAAUAAUAAUAUUUUUUAUUUAUACCCCGCCCUCCCCAGCCAAGGCCAGGCUCAGGGUGGCUAACAAGCAAUAAUAAAAACAAGUUGAAUGAAUACAACUUAAAGACAAAAUUAAAAAACAACAUUAAAAUAUUGAAACAUUAAAAUAUUAAAAUGUAGCUACAUUGCAGGAGGAGAAAGGAAAAGAAAAAAGAAAGGGGGUGGAAUCAAAUUGGCUCCAAGCCAAAGGCCAGGCGGAACAACUCUGUCUUACAGGCCCUGCGGAAAGAAAUCAGAUCCUGCAGGGCCCUGGUCUCAUGAGGCAGAGCGUUCCACCAGGCCGGAGCCAGUGUUGAAAAGGCCCUGGCUCUGGUUGAAGCUAAUCUAACUUCCUUAGGGCCCAGGAUCACUAGGGUGUUACUAUUUAUGGACCUUGAGGCUCUCCGUGGGGCAUACCAGGAGAGGUGGUCCCGUAGGUACGAGGGUCCUAGGCCGUGAAGGGCUUUAAAGGUCAAAACCAGCACCUUAAAUCUGACCCUGUACUCCACCGGGAGCCAGUGCAGCUGGAAAGCACUGGGUAAAUAUGCUCCCAUGGCAGAGACCCCGUGAGGAGCCUCGCUGCAGCAUUCUGCACCCGCUGGCGUUUUUGGGAAAGCGUAGCUGCUCCCUCAACGUUUUUGAAGCAUUCUACUUUAUCCCAAAGGGUUAAAAACAAAUAAAAAUGGAUGAGCUCAAAGUACUGAGAACUACAGAGUUUUAUAUCCUUUGCUCAUAUGGCCAGCUUCAAUUUGGAAGAAAGCUUUGAUUGGCUGGUUGUUUUUUUGAAAGCCCUAUUUGAACUAGAUGAGCUACUUCCUCCUCUGAAAGAAAAGUCAGAGCCCAGUUCUUUCUUUCUCUCCUAAAUUUGUGGCUGUUCAUGCUAUCAAUUCAUGCUUUUAUCAGCUGAUAUGGGUCAGAUGACUGCAUAAAGUUGGUACAGUAUUGGAGAGUGAGCUGGGUCAUUUCUCCAUGCACACAUCCUUAACUUCCACUUGAAUAUUUCAAAUUGGUGCCUGCUGCAUAAUGGAUGAUGUCAAAAUACUUGCAUAUCUCAGGCAUCCUCAGGACUUUGGAUCCUGUGUGCCUCGCCACAGGCCACAUUUCUGGCAUCAGCACAGCCUGCUUAAGCCAGGACAAGUUGACCCUUGGCAUGUUGUAACUGCUGGAUCAAGACCCAAUCCCUUCUCCAUAGUACCAAACUUGGAAUGUGGGGGCGUUCUCUUCUGACAUGUCCUAGGAGUCUUUGACCACAAAACUAAUUCUUGUGGCUCACCAGAGAUUUGGAGGAAUGCAUCCUAUAGUUCACAUGUACCUGUUUUUUUAAAUUGCCUUUCUAGUUGUAAUGUUGGAAAACGAGUUGAUGUACGGUGUGCCCUUUGAAUUGUCGGAGGAAGUCCUAUCAAAAGACUUUGUUGUUCCUAUCGGGAAGGCGAAGGUAGAAAAGCAAGGUAAGCAAAACUAGCUGUUUUUACUGAACAAGGCAAGACCCUUGUUCUUUUACUGUGUCUAUCAGAGAAACACUGUGCUUUCUUCUUAAAAUGCAUUUAUUUUGCUUGCAGCACAACCCUUUUAUGUGCAAAGCUACCCAGUGUUCUUUCAUCCCAGAUGCAUAUCCAUUAAUUCCCCAUAUAUAUAUGUAUAUACACACAUGAAUGAAAUUACCAGUUCUUCUCUGUGAAAGUGUGUGUUUCUCUAUACAUUGGGAUUCAGUGAGAAUGCCUUAUUUUCUUACUACCCAAAAGACCAUCCAGAAGUUGAGUUGGCUUUAGAAGAGAUUAUGCCUUUUUUUGAGGGGACGGUGGUGAAGCUCUGUAGGAUGAUCAGUCACUUCAUGUUGUAAGCCCAACCCUCUUUGCCCAGCAGCUUUCUCUGGAUUUGUGAGGCAUAUGCAAAUUCCAUGGUCUGGAGAUUUGUUUGCCACAGGUGGCCUGUCAGUGUCUGAAUUCCUUCUGUCUUUCAUUGCCUUUCUCCCCGCUCCUUUUAUUUUAGAAGAUUCAAAAAUCACAGAAUGGCAAAUUAUUUCUUUUGCCUAGUAAACUAGCUUUUUUGAAUUCUACUUUUCCUUGCUCUCAAUAAGAACAUGAGUGCUUGGAUAUCUCAAGUAUAACAGUAAUAAAGAGCACUGUGUUCUGACCUUACUUGGCACUAAUAUGAAUGAGGGUGUUUUCAGUGGAGACUCCACUAUUGUGGAACACAAUUCUAUGGGGCAUCAGGCGGGGUAUCUGUCCUUGUAGGACACAACUCUUUACUGCAGCCUUUACUAAUUCAUGGGAUAAGUUGCAUAAUUACUGUUUUGACCUGGUUUGGAUAAUUUUUUAUAUCUUGCUGGAAUAAGGUUUUUAACGUGCAUUAUUGCAUGCUGAUAAAUGGCUGUAAUCAUUUACCAUUCUAUAAAGGAUCAUAAGCUGUUUAAGAGGUUAAAAGAAGUUGACCGGGUGGUGACUGCUAGAUAAUCUUCUGUUCUUAAGAAUAUGUCUGCAUGCUAAAGUUAACGAUGUUGUAAUUCUCAAUCCUCACCAGCCUGUGUGUUUCAGGAACCCACAUUACCAUAGUGUCUCAUUCACGACCCGUCGGCCACUGUCUGGAAGCAGCUGCUGUCCUUGCUAAAGAUGGGGUGGACUGUGAGGUAUGUGUGUUUGUGUUGUCGUUCCAUGAGAAUCCACAUUGAAGAAACCCUCUUAAGCUUCUACUCCACAGCUAACAAAGUUGUGGCAUCGCAGUGUUCUGUAAGCUACUUAAUACAGAUAGGGUCCACUGUUUUCUUGGCAGUUCUGUUCAGAGAGCUGGGGCAAGUUAACUACAGGCAGCAGAAGAGAGCAAUUCCUUGAAUUUCAAUUCAUCUUGCAUGAGUUGGAGAAGGGUUGUGUCAAAUCCAAACCUUGCACUGAGAAGCUGAACUAUCUGAUAUGUAUAAAUUAUACCAAUUCACUAUAUGAAGCUGCCUUAUCCCAAGUCAGUUGUCUGCUAUGACCUCCACCAGCUAUCUAAGAACUCAGGUCUAUUCUUGGCCCUGCAGACCAAAAUCUAGAUCAAGGGAAGUAAUAGUGCCACUGUAUUCUGCUCUGGUCAGACCUCACCUGGAGUACUGUGUCCAGUUCUGGGCACCACAGUUCAAGAAGGACACUGACAAACUGGAACGUGUCCAGAGGAGGGCAACCAAAAUGGUCAAAGGCCUGGAAACGAUGCCUUAUGAGGAACGGCUAAGGGAGCUGGGCAUGUUUAGCCUGGAGAAGAGGAGGUUAAGGGGUGAUAUGAUAGCCAUGUUCAAAUAUAUAAAAGGAUGUCACAUAGAGGAGGGAGAAAGGUUGUUUUCUGCUGCUCCAGAGAAGCGGACACGGAGCAAUGGAUCCAAACUACAAGAAAGAAGAUUCCACCUAAACAUUAGGAAGAACUUCCUGACAGUAAGAGCUGUUUGACAGUGGAAUUUGCUGCCAAGGAGUGUGGUGGAGUCUCCUUCUUUGGAGGUCUUUAAGCAGAGGCUUGACAACCAUAUGUCAGGAGUGCUCUGAUGGUGUUUCCUGCUUGGCAGGGGGUUGGACUCGAUGGCCCUUGUGGUCUCUUCCAACUCUAUGAUUCUAUCUUUUUUUCCCUUCCUAACAAGAGGUCACAGGGGCUUGAAGCUGGCACAGUGCCACUGAGCUAAAACUUUCAAUUUGGGGCACAGUUUUAAUCAGGUAAUACAUCUUUUUAAAAGUUAUUUUUCCACAUACGUCCUUAUUAAAAACUGCAGAUCACAGGUGCUGUUUUAAGGGGGAUGAGGGUCCCCUAUGUGCAAAUAUUUACAGACUUAAUCAACCAGUUGACUUACAUGGUGUCCAAGAUUUGAGAAUACCAGUUGAUAGGAAUGGCAAAUAGGAAGAAGACUGUUGCAUUCAUGUCCCAAUUGGCUACUGUGAGAACAGGGUGCUGGACUAGACGGGGCUUUGGCUUGAUCCAUCAGGGCUUUUGUUAUUAGACAGGUGAUGGCUCAGUUUUUAUGCUUGUUUAUUUUUCAUAACUUGUUUUCUGCUCAGACGAGGCUGAAGUUAAUCAGAAAUGAUCUCAAGCCUGCUCUAAUCUCUCUCCAGGUGAUAAACCUCCGCACCAUUAGGCCAAUGGAUAUCGAAGCUAUUGAAUCCAGUGUCAUGAAGACAAAUAAUCUUGUAACAGUGGAAGGUGGCUGGCCCCAGUUUGGGGUAGGAGCUGAAAUUUGUGCCAGGAUUAUGGAAGGUAUUUGGGAUUAUCUCGUGUCUGACCUUAAGAUACGUUGCUAUUGUCUUGAGAAGCUAGAAAUUAGAUCAGACGUGGGGAACCUCUAGUCUUCCAUGUGGGGCUGGACUGCAUCACCCAUUAUCCGUGACCACUCUUCAUGCUGACGGAGGCUGGUGGCAAGUUUGAGGGCCACAGGCUCCCUGUCCCAAGUUUAGGUCCUUGAAUUGAAUUUGCUCAGAUUUUUUGCCCAAAGUACAAUUAUUUAAUCUGCUGCAAUGCAGGACCAUCCCAUUUGUAGUAGCAGCCGUCUCUCCCACUUAAAAGGAAAAUGUAUUCUUAGAGCAGCGGGUCAUCCAAGAGCCCACGGCUUUAUAAAACCCUACUGUACAAACCCAAUGGAGUUUAUUGCAUUAUAGAUUGCAGGUAGGCUAUUCCACAAACCGCAUGGAAUAAGCAUCUUCUGUUCUUCUCCCUACAACGUUCCCUACAGCUACACUGGAGAACCAGUGUGGUGUAGUGGUUAAGAGCAAUAGACUCGUAAUCUGGGGAACCGGGUUCGCGUCUCCGCUCCUCCACAUGCAGCUGCUGGGUGACCUUGGGCCAGUCACACUUCUUUGAAGUCUCUCAGCCCCACUCACCUCACAGAGUGUUUGUUGUGGGGGAGGAAGGGAAAGGAGAAUGUUAGCCGCUUUGAGACUCCUUAAAGGGAGUGAAAGGCGGGAUAUCAAAUCCAAACUCCUCUUCUUUCAAUGUGCCACCUUGCACUGCUUGGAGGAAAAACGGGCUAUAAAUGAAACAAACCUACAUGAUCUUUGAGCUUGCUGCUCCCUUUACUUGCUUGCUGAAAAGCAAGAAUAGGUACUUUUUCUUAGGCAGGGACUAGAGUAGGUAUUUUGGGGUUCACUGUCUCCUCAUAGCCCUUUUUCUAAGCUAGAGGCAGUGAUCGGUGUGGGCUGUAACCUGUCUCACCCCAGCCACUGACUAUGCUGCCCGCCCACAUCAUCUUAGUUUGUACUGACUGAGAUUUCUUCAGCUUUUGAGAAAUGAACUUUUCUGCUUUCAGGUCCUGCUUUCAACCACCUUGACGCACCCGUUGUGCGUGUCACCGGGGCUGACGUUCCCAUGCCUUAUGCAAAGAUCUUGGAGGAGAACUGCAUACCUCAAGUAAAAGACAUAAUUCUUGCAGUGAAGAAAACGCUAAAUAUCUAGUUCUGUGUAUAUGCUGUAUGUGGAUGUUGUUCUUCUGGAGUAAAAAAAAAAAAAAGUUUGUGGAAUGUAUAUUGCAAGCGAUUGUAUACAUAGCUGGCCUUGUAUAGGAUAUAGGCCUUUGGCAGGGGAAGAGCAAUAACUAGGUUGUCUGUUGCAAGGCAUGUACUCCCUCCCCAAGGGAGAUGCAGAUGGCCUAAAAUUGUAAUAAUUGUAAUUCUCUAAAGAACUCUCGUUGCAAGAUGAAGUGUUCUGUUUAUCAUUGUACACGGUGAUCAGGCUUGCUCUGAUUAGGAGCUCUAAUAUCUGAGGAACAGUCUCUUGCUGCUCCUGCUCGUUUUGUAACUUACAAGGCUUGGAAAUAAAAGUACAUUAACAAAAAAGGGAGAGGAAAGUAUCUUUCUGAUGUGAAAUAGUCCAAAAUGGAAGCAGCCUGUGAGGAAACAUUUGAUACAGGCUGAAUUGUCUUCUUUCAGAAAUUAGUGCAUAUUAAUGUAAGGCUGAAGGUGCUGCAAAGUAUCUUUGCCAAAACCACAUAGAUAAAUGGAUUUUUAAAGCUUCAAGACAUUCACAUUUUUCACCACAGACGUGGUAAUUAACAUUAAAGUGUGUUCCCCUCCCAGCAUUAUUGAAAUUCCAUUAACAUUUAUUUUAAUAAAAAUAUGACUGAAUAAUAUAAUAGGUUACAUGAAAUCUUAUACACAAUGACACUCUGCAUAGUAACAAACACUGGUGUAUACUCGACUUUAAAAAUCUAGCGAUAAUCCUUUAAAGUGCAAUUUAAGAGUUUGAGCAAAUCAAGAAGGGCAUCUUUUCACUAACAUUAAAUUAUGGAGCUCUUUUGUUAACACCCACUUCAACAACACAUCUCACAUUGCUGUAAAUUUUGGUUUGAUGGAAACGCCCUGCAACUCCCAAUUUAAGCGUAACACAAGCUCAUUACAAAACUUACUUGCUUGAAUUACUCCUCUUUUAAGCAGAGCCAUCUUAGGUUAACAGGCCUUUCAAUAGUAUUAAGAGUAAUGCUCAGGACUUUACAGAGCAGAGAAGAAAGGGAGACCAAGCCUAAAAUCUCUCACCAGUGUUAACUUUCAGACUGAGUGAACGUUUAGCAUAAUUAAAGCUAAUUCAAUGCAUCAAAUCUUGAUGUACCGGGUUUUAAACUUUCAGAAGCAGGUCUCAGAAAAUGAACUGCUGUUGUCGAGCUAUUUUUAUUCUAUUAGAAGGAAUACAACAUAGCCAAAAACAAGAUUCCCCCCCCCAAAAAAGAAGGAGGGUUCCUUUAAACCAGAAUCGACACUUCACCCUCCGAAACGGCAAAGCAAUUUGACACGGUACUGCUACUCAGUUAAGAGAUUGUGCUAAGGGGGGGGGGGGAGGGAGCAGGGAGGAGCUUGAAAUGGCUCUAAACAAGCAGCUGUAAAACAAGACGCCACCAGGCAGUGGCUAUAUCAAAUAGUUAUUUAAGAUUUGUUCCUAGAACACAAGGAAUACCCCAAAGCUGGGUCAGUAUGAACAGUUUCAGCUGAUUCUAGGAGCACUGUAGUCACAGGUUUCUGUUUUCUUCAGACCUCCCUUCUGGAAAUUCUGAAUUGAGCUGAGUAAGGCGCCCCGGCUUGUGCUGUUUACAGGCCGCAGAUCAGGCUGCAUUGCCACAUCCAAAUUAGGAGGAGGAGGGGGAGCUGCUGGCGGCGGCGGCGGCGAAGGAAUUGUCGAGGCGACUGCUGCUGGGAAGAUAUUAGACGUAACACACAGUCAGAAACCGAAACCCAUGAAUGCAAGAUACUGCUGGAUAAAAUAACACAUCUGCGAAAACUGCCCAAUGUACAAAAGAAAAGAGUACGGUAGGAAAGCAUGC
Messenger RNA from Podarcis lilfordi (Lilford's wall lizard), 11081 nucleotides. The record is from the annotation of a GenBank genome assembly. NCBI's taxonomy places the organism in Eukaryota, Metazoa, Chordata, Lepidosauria, Squamata, Lacertidae.